GUUUUUACGAAUCAAAAUCAGUCUGUAUACUAAAACAACACAUCCUAGCAUUUCAAAACAUUAAAAAUAUCAAUCUCGUUUAGCCUCAAGCCCAUUAAGCCAUUUUAGGUUUAUUUUCCGUGCUUUUCAUUGGUUUAUUACUGUGUGCAGGGAGUCGGCGAGUGUUCUAAAUACUUAUGCAACAGAGAGCUUCACUCGGCAUCGGGUUCGCGAGGCAAGGACGAAAUUAAAGCAGGCAUUUUUUGUAUUCCAUUUUUGUCUAAUCCCACUGAUUUCUGAUGGGAUUACAGGACCAAUCAUGAUUGAGGAGCCGCUGACUCGCCUGCCUGGAGCAGUUUAGACAGUCAGUCAAAGCACAGCACUCGGAUCUGUAGAAGCACCGAGAGAUGGUGUUUGUUUUCUCGUGCUUUCUGGAAGAAAGUUGCCCGUCUUCUCGUUAUAUUGGCGACGGACUUGAGGAGGCGCGCUGCAAUAUCUGCACGGUUGGCGAAGUUUUUUUAUUUUAGAAAUAAUGGAUGCCUAACUUACAUUUGGCCUAUGCAUCAGCAUGGUAGCCUAACUUUUCUCGUGAUGGUCAACGCUGGAACUGUGUUUUAAAGGACACCACCUUUACUAAACAUCCAGUGCAUGACCGGCCAAUGGAGGGAGAGAAGGUGGUCGACAAAAUCGAAUCCAAACCCAGUUCUCCUUUACCUACCGGGAUUCCCAUUAAUUGGGGACUCAUCACUGUCCCAGAACCUGUGUUCCUACCAUCCUCCUUGAGCCCCCAUCUUCCUUCUCCUCAGAGUUCGGCUGUGCACGCACUACAGACCAAGGUGAAGACCCUCACACAGAGAAGGACAAGAGGGAGAGAUCGAGAGAAAGAAAGAGAAAGGUUGGACACAGAGUUCUUAGUGAGCAGUCCAGCUUGUCAGAUUUCAUCCGAAGUCCUUCUCAGGCAGAGGCCCAGAGCAAAGGGUCCGAUAUCUCUGCCUGCCCCUUCCUGGCGACCAGGCACUGCGAAGAACCUGAGCAGUAGUGAUGAAGAGGAGGAGGUAGAGGUGCAAGUCAGUUUGGAAAUCCACAGCCCUCCAUCUGAAGCACGAAGACAGCAGUUGAUCCAGGAGAAAGAGGAAACUGAAGAAGAAGGGGGAGAAAAAAAUGUGGAGCAGGUCAGUUUGCUGACAGGCCAGCUAUGUGGGCUCGGGGAGGGCACCAGUCUAGAAAGUCUUCUGUCUGAUAACUCAUGCAGCAGUAAGGAGGAGGAGCCCCCCCCUUCUCCUCCUCCACCUGUGCUCUCCUCCUCUCCUGCCACCACCUCUGCUUCUUCAACAUCCACAUCAACCAGACACUGGGCACCUCCCAAGGGCUUCUGGAGAGUGGCCCGUCCUGAAACAUUGCUUCUAAAUGGUGUGACCACUGACAUCACAACCUCCACUUUACCUUUAAUCGACCACACUCAGACAGAAAAGACAGAACAAGUGGCAGAGCCUGAGAGGCAGUCUAAACCAGUGGAAUCAGGCUCCAGGAUCGAUGCAGCGAGUGCGGUGGACGACAGUGAUGCUUCCUCAGAAUUCAAACACUCGGACAGCAUUGAGUGCUACCUGGACAGGUGUGAGCAGAAGGAGUUAGAUGAUGGGUACUUGGCCAAAGGACUGUGCAGUUCAGACAGCUGGGAGAGCACGUCUUCACAAAGUGGGAUUCUCUCUGCUGAUGAGACAUUGAAGGUGAAGCAGAGAGCGUAUGUAAAGUUAAGGGAGAGACAACAAAACUACAAGGAGGACAGAGAGCAGAGCGACGGAGAAAGCGUAGACUGUUAUGGAGACACAACAUGCAGAAUGGAUUGUAAAGGUAGGUGUCUUGAGGAGAAUGGCAUGUAA
This is a messenger RNA of Notothenia coriiceps (black rockcod), 1859 nucleotides long. RefSeq lists its product as uncharacterized. The record is from RefSeq and is a predicted model, not a curated record. Bases 639 to 1859 code for a protein of 406 amino acids. Lineage: Eukaryota; Metazoa; Chordata; Actinopteri; Perciformes; Nototheniidae. The transcript has 2 exons.